This is a messenger RNA of Limulus polyphemus (Atlantic horseshoe crab), 6415 nucleotides long. RefSeq lists its product as uncharacterized. The transcript has 17 exons. The coding region runs from base 232 to 4806 and encodes 1524 amino acids. The record is from RefSeq and is a predicted model, not a curated record. Gene Ontology annotation, biological process: regulation of transcription by RNA polymerase II. Lineage: Eukaryota; Metazoa; Arthropoda; Merostomata; Xiphosura; Limulidae.
GUGUGCGUUACGCUGUUGUGGUUGAUGGCGCCAAGCGACAGAAGAAAGUAACCAUGUUGUUGAGGUGGCUUAAUUAUGGAUAAAAGCGUUUUAAAGAUGUUGAUUGGUAUUUUUACCUGUUUAUAAACUUAGCAUUAGUGCUUACAUCGGUUGGAAGUGCAUAAAAGAAUUUGGUGUAAAGGCAUUUAAGUCCAACAGCCCACCUGCUAGUGCAGGUAGGUGUGUUUUAAAAUGGCCUCUGCUGCUAAAGGCAAAAGGAAUUUCAGUGUAUCACAAGAUACACGAGCUUCCUUUGGGAAAAAGAGAAGAAGAAGGUUUAGUGGUAGUGAGAGUGAAGAUAGCAGAGGGCCAUUUUCUUCAGCUUCUGGAAACCUAAGACUGUCUGAUCCUUCAAUGUCUAAGAUUUAUAACAGCUCUUUCAAAAACAAUAAACCAGCAGAGCUAUUUCGGAAAGAUCUGAUCAGUGCAAUGAAACUUCCAGACAGUGAACAGCUAGCUCCAGAAGAAUACUGGUUGAUAUCAGAUUCUUGGAAACAAGAUUGGGAAAAAGGAGUCCAGGUACCUGUUAAUCCAGAAAAUCUUGCAGAAUCUGCAGUACGGGUGAUAAGAAAAAAGGAAAAGAAGCACAAUUUUAAACUCCCUAAGAAAUUAAUAAGGUGCUCUCACGACCAAUUUUUUUCCAAUGACCUUCAUGUUCUUACCAAUGUUGCUACACAGGCUGAAAAAGUUUGCCGUUAUGAUCUAGAUGAUAUUGAUGUUCAGUGGCUGAAAAGGGUAAAUGAAGAACUUGAAGAAUUAGGGCAACCUCAAAUAGAAGAACAAAUGGUAGAGUAUCUCAUUGAAGAUCUAGAAACACAGUGCUUUGAAAAUCUCCAAGGAGCUAUUAAAAGUGAAGAGGGGCUUGGCAUUGAGUAUGAUGAGGAUGUUAUCUGUGAUGUUUGUAGAUCACCUGACUCGGAAGAAGGGAAUGAAAUGGUGUUCUGUGAUUCAUGCAAUAUUUGUGUUCAUCAAGCUUGUUACGGCAUUACUAAUAUCCCUGAAGGAAGCUGGGUGUGCAGAACUUGUGCUCUUGGUCUCCGGCCAUCUUGCCUUCUUUGUCCAGACAAAGGUGGAGCCAUGAAAACAACAAGGAGUGGUCGAAAAUGGGCUCAUGUAAGCUGUGCCUUGUGGAUACCAGAGGUCAGUAUAGGAAAUGUUGAUAAGAUGGAGCCAAUUAUCAAGAUUUCAGACAUCUCGCCAAGAAGGUGGUCUCUUGUGUGUUCCCUGUGUCGAGAAAGAGUAGGUGCUUGCAUACAGUGCUCAGUGAAAACAUGCAAAACUGCCUACCAUGUCACUUGUGCCUUCAAAAAUAACCUUGAUAUGAAAGCAAUCAUUGAGGAUGAGAAAGAUGAUGAUGGAGUGAAGCUUAGAUCUUACUGUCAGAAGCAUAGCCAGAAGAAAGAUUCCAACUUAUCAUCAGAUUCAGAAGAUGAAAAUGAAAGUCCAAGGAAGAAGAAGAAGAAUGAAAAAAAUCAGAAACCAAAAAAAGAAUAUGAGAUAUCUUGUGAGGAACAAGCCAAAGCAAAAAAAAUUCAACAGAUGUCAUCAGAGUUCUACAACUAUGUGAAUACUGAAGAGAUGGCAGAACUAUUACAAGUAAAUCCAACUGUUGUGGAUUUUGUUUAUCAGUAUUGGAAACUGAAAAGAAAAGCUCAAUUUGACAAGCCAUUACUUACCCCAAAAGAAGAAGAAUCUGACAUUCUUGGAAGGAAGCAAGAAGACAGUCUGUAUGCUCGUAUGAAAAUGUUUGUACAUUUACGACAAGACUUGGAAAGGGUGAGAAACCUGUGCUAUAUGGUGAGUAGGAGAGAAAAGCUUUUCCGUUCUUGGCUGAAACUAAGAGAGGAAAUAUUCCAAACCCAAGCCAAAACUUUAGCCAACAAGUCUCUCAAACUGACAAACCAAGAUAUUGAAGCUGUGAUGUUAGCUAAUCGAGGAUCAUCUGUCUAUGAUAAGAUUUAUUCAAGGGAUAGAGAAUUAGCACCUCACACUUUAGCUGUGUUAGCAAAACUCAAUCCUGUAGAGUACACAUAUGUUGAAAAAGUUGAAAAGAAGAAAAAGGAAAAGCCCUCUUUCCAGAGGCUUCCCAACCCAUAUGCAAAACAGUACAUCAAUGGUACCCAUGCUCGAUCAAAGAGGAGAUUGUCUUCAGUGCUAAAUGGAAGUAAAAAUCUUGAGAAAUCUUCUGAGUCUGCCUUUUUUGCCUCUAAGAUGCAAGAUGAUAUGAAAAUGGAUAUGGAUGCUACUUAUCAAUCAGUUGAUUUCAAAGAAUUACCUGAAACUUCAGAAGUUAAAAUGGCUACUGUGGAUACAAGCUUAUUUGUUGAUAAAUCUUUCUCAUUGUCUUCGGAAAGUAUCAAAGUAUCAGGUGAAAAUGCUUGCAGAGGACUUGGUGAUGAUUUAGAAUUAAAAAUCUGUAAAAAGAAGUUGUGUUGUGAUUUAGUGGAAGGAAAUGAUGAAAAGGAAUCAGAUGACAUGUUGAAUAUGAAUAAUAAUAAAAAAUGUGGUGGUGAGACUGAGUUGGAAGACAAGGAAUGCAAUGGUGAGGUAGAGGUGAACAUUGGUGAAAAGAAAUUGGAUGGUGAACCAGAGGUGACAUGUAUUAAAAAACAUUUGGAUUGUGGGGUUGAGAUGAAGAUUAAUAAAGAAAUUAAUGAUGAGAUAAAAGUUGAUAAAAAAGAGUUUGGUGGUGGGACAGAGGUGGUUAUUGAAAAAGAUACUGUUAGUGAGCCAGUUGUGAAGGUUAGUAAAAGAGGGUUGGCUGGUGAGACUGAAGUAGAGACUAGUAAAGGGGAAUUAUGUGAUAAGACUGAAGUAAAGGCUGAUAAAAAGGAAUUGGGUAAUGGAGCUGAAGUAAAGGUUGGUAAAGAGGAAUUGGGUAAUGAGGCUGCAGUAAUGACUAGUAAAGGAGAAUUGAAUGGUCAGAAAGAAGUAAAAGUUAAUAAAGGGGAAUUUUAUAGUGAGGCUAAAGUAAAGGCCACUAAAGGGGAGUUGGAUAGUAAGGCUAAAGUAAAGGCUGGUAAAGAAGAAUUGAGUAGUGAAGCUAAAGUAAAUGCUAGUAAAUUGGAAUUGGAUAGUAAGGCUAAAGUAAAUGCUAGUAAAGGGGAAUUGGAUAGUGAAGCUAAAGUAAAGGCUACUAAAGGGGAAUUGGAUAGUGAGGCUAAAGUAAAGGCUAGUAAAGGAGACUUGAGUAAUGAGGCUAAUGUAAAGGCUAGUAAAGGAGAAUUGAGUAAUGAGGCUAAUGUAAAGGCUAGUAAAGGAGAAUUGAGUAAUGAGGCAAAUGUAAAGGCUAAUAAAGAGGAAUUGAGUAGUGAGGCUAAAGUAAUGACUAGAAUUGGGGAAUUGAGUAGUGAGGCUAAAGUAAAGGCUAGUAAAGGGGAAUUGGUUAGUGAGGCUAAAGUAAUGACUAGCAUAGGGGAAUUGAGUAGUGAGGCUAAAAUAAAAGCUAGUAAAGGGGAAUUGGGUAGUGGGGUUAAUGUAAAGGGUAGGGAAUUGGGUAAUGAGGUUAAUGUAAAGGCUAGUAAAGAGGAAUUGGGUAAUGAGGCUAAUGUAAAAGUUAGUAAUGGGGAAUUUGAAAGUGAGGCAGUGAUGAAAGGCAGCAGAAAGAAAUUUACUAGUGGUGCUGGGGCAAAGGUUUCUGUCAGAGAAUCAGUUAAUAUACCUCAGAAGGAAGUAUCUUUGAAUAAAUCAGAUGGAAAGUCAGAAGUGUUGGCCACUACAAAACAGUCAGGUGGAGAUGUGGAACCCUGUUCUAUGGAAAAUAAAAGUGAAACACUUGCUUCAAACACAAACAUAGAAGGACUAGGAGAGAGAGAGAGAGUCAGUAAAUCAGUAUCAGAGUUAGGUUCUUUUAAAGUAAACCACGUAGGAAAAUUAGUUGACGACUUACCUGUGAUAGAAAACAUUAAAGACACUAAAAGUGAUAUUGGAAAUGUGAAAUAUAUCAACAGAUCUUUUUCUUCAGAUAUGUUAAAGGAGGUUGAUGUAACAUUGGAAAGAACUGAUCAAUUUUUAAAAACGCCACCUCCAUUAUCCAAAGGUCCAGAAAAAUCUCUACUAGGUUUGACAAAUUCACAGAAAUCCCCAGUUUUAUCAAAAACCUCAAAAAGAGAUGAUAAAUUACUCAUACAUAAACAGUCUAGUUUAGAUAAUUCAUCCAGUAACGAAAGACUAAGAGAAGAAAGUACAAAAAUUUGUGAAUCCAUCUUUGUAAACUCAACUGCUUCUAAGGGUUCAUUAAGUGGGUAUCGAAUCCCCAAGAAAUCUAAAUCAGGAAACAAAAACACCACCUCAGAGAAUGUAAGAGGAAACUCUCCUAUUUCACCCCUUUCAGAAGUUUCCUCUUUAAAAAGAGAGACUUUUUCAGCCAGCGAUGGUUAUAAAAAAUUCAGAACUUCAAGAAACUGGAAGAAUAGUCGGGAGUUUAAUAGCCACUCUGUACUGUUGAAUGGUGAAAACCAAAGCCAAUCAAAGAGGCUAGUCAUCAAGUUACGCAAGGAUCCAAACUUUCCUGACUCUCACCGGUGGAAAAGAGACCCCACUUUUGGAGAAGGUGCUGGUGCCUUUAAAGUUGUACAAAAUGAUUGGCAAUCACCACCCAAAAAAACUGAUCACAACCUACGUUCAGACAGAAGAAUUCAGCUUUCUGAUCCAACAUGGGUGGCCUCAAAAGACUGUGGUAGUAAAGAAAAUGGUACAAAUAGUAGGUAUUCAAUGAGGUUUCGAACCAAUUCGAACAUGUGUAAACCAGACACAGGAGUAAGCUAGCACAGACUAUUUUCUGAUGCUAACUGAAAAUCAGUGAGAACUUUUACAAGCACAAGAUUAUAUAAAAACUUAUCACUUAUAUUUUCCAAAUAUUUGCAUUUGUAAAAUCUUGCAUUAUUUUAAAUCAUCUGUAAAUAUAUUUUAAACUUCAUCCUAUUUGAUUGAAAAGUAAAAUGAAAAACAAAAAAAAAAUUUUUAUGAAUAUUGUAUAUUUCAAAAGUUGAUAGCUGUAAAGAGGUUUUCUAAUACAAUGUGUAUAUUUUCCAUUUUGUUACAGUUGCUUUUCAGUUUUUUAAGUGCAAAGGUCAAGUGCACUAGAUUACGUUGUUUUUUAAGUUGAUAAAUGAAAUGUUUGCUUAAUCAGAAAUUGUUUCAUAUGUUUUUUAAUGAACCGUGACACGAGUAAUGCAGUCUACUGUCCUUUGAUAAGUAAGUAUUAUAAUAAACAUUAAAAGAAUAGUUUAUAGCAAUAUCUAUUAGAUUUAGGGUUUUUGUUUAGCCUAAUAUCUUUCUGUGAUUAUGCUCAGAUGUAACUUAAUUUUUUAAAACUAGUGAUUGUAUGUCAGAUUAAGUGACAUAGGUUUUUUUUCACAGAUUUUGAUAAAAUUUUUUAUUUGGUACUAAGAAGAUCAAGACUAAAAAAUGACUGUUGUAGAUAUUCCAGUGUUAACCAAUUAGUAAUAGUUAAGGAUACAAAAUAUUCAGGGUGUUGGAAGCCAAACAAUCAGUUAAACAUUACAUUAAACUUUUGUUUAGAGUUGUUCUUGGGGGGAGGGAUUUUACAUUAGCAAAAUAUGAUUAAGUCUGAUGUGUUUGUGUAUAUGUUAGUCUGGGCUUCAUAUGGUUGAAACUGGAAUUUUGAAUUCAAUGUCAGUAUCCACUAUGCACUUUGAUUACCACAUAUCCCUGUACAAUGUCAGUAUCCACUAUGCACUUUGAUUACCACAUAUUCCUGUACAAUGUCCGUAUCCACUAUGCACUUUGAUUACCACAUAUCCCUGUACAAUGUCAGUAUCCACUAUGCACUUUGAUUACCACAUAUCCCUGUACAAUGUCAGUAUCCACUAUGCACUCUGAUUACCACAUAUUCCUGUACAAUGUCCGUAUCCACUAUGCACUUUGAUUACCACAUAUCCCUGUACAAUGCUAGUUCUGCCAAAAGUUUCCCUCCACUCACACAUAUAUAUGUGUGUGUUGACUAAACUAGUGUCAUGGAUCGUUGUAUUAAAAGAGAAAAUUGUAUUUUAUUUACAUAUUUGGUAAUAUAUACUAUGUAUAUACAGACUACUGCUAAAGAGAAGGGUUUUAGAUGAUCGAGAGAUAUAAUGUAAGUUUAAAGGAAAUUCUAAUAAACGUAGAAUUUGCAAAACUGAAACUGUAUAGGCAUGAAGAAACCUGUAUUUUCAGAAGAAUUAAUUAUUUAAAUUACUCCCCAUUAUAUCCAGCUAAUUCAGUUCAAUAAUCUCUUUUCAUUUAUUAAAAACUAGUUAAUUCAGAUUGGUAAUCUCUGUUGUCAUUUAUUAAAACCCACCUAAUUCAGUUCACUAAUCUCUGUUGUCAUUUGUUAAAGCCCACCUAAUUCAGUUCAGUAAUCUGUUGUCAUUUAUCA